AUGGCAAGAAUCAACUCUUGGACAGCAAAAAAGUUGUCUUAUGCAGGAAGAGCUCAACUAGUCAAGACUGUGUUGUUUGGAGUUCAAGCAUACUGGGCACAGCUGUUUAUUAUACCUGCAAAGAUUAUCAAGUUGAUAGAAGGAUUAUGCAGAAGUUACUUAUGGGCAGGGGUAGGAUAUGUAACAAAAAAGGCUCUAAUAGCUUGGGACAAAGUGUGCAGCCCUAAAUAUGAAGGUGGUUUAGGCUUGAUCAACCUGAAAACAUGGAACAGGUCAGCAAUAGCUAAACUAUGUUGGGAUUUAGCAAACAAAGAAGAUAAGCUAUGGAUUAAAUGGAUUCAUGCAUACUAUAUAAAAGGACAGAGGGAAUGGAAGAUAAGCAAUAAUGCAAGUUGGAUGGUUCAGAAAAUAAUGAGUGCAAAAGCUACAGUUGAUCAAGUGCAACAACAGCAAAACAAAGGAAGAGGUAUACUGAGGCAUAUGUACUAUCACAUGACAAGAAGGCAACCAAAGCCAGCAUGGACAUGCUUCAUGUAUAGCAAUGCAUCAAGACCAAAAGCCUACAACAUAAUGUGGAUGAUGAUGAACCAAAAAUUAGCAACUGUGGACAGAUUAACUAGAUGGGGGCUGGAAGUAGAUAAAAUAUGUGUGUUAUGUAAGAAUGCAGAUGAAACUAUAGAACACUUGUUUCUACAAUGUCAGUUUGCAAGGAAGUUGUGGGAGAACGUACUGAGAAUGUUAGAGCAUCAAGGCACUAUUCCAAUAGUCUGGGAGCAAUUUCAACAAUGGUGUGUACAGAAUGGAAAGGGGAAGAGAGCCACAGCACAAGUGUUCAAGACAGUGAUUACAGAAAGCAUAUAUGACUUAUGGAUAGAGAGGAACAAUAGAAUUUUUGAGAAAAAAAAGCAGAAAAGAGGAGAGUAUAGUAAAAGAGAUUGCUUGUGUUCAUAUAGCUAG
Messenger RNA from Solanum lycopersicum (tomato), 957 nucleotides. RefSeq lists its product as uncharacterized. NCBI's taxonomy places the organism in Eukaryota, Viridiplantae, Streptophyta, Magnoliopsida, Solanales, Solanaceae. The record is from RefSeq and is a predicted model, not a curated record.